Eutrema salsugineum is the source of this 1774-nucleotide messenger RNA. Its product is annotated as transcription termination factor MTERF4, chloroplastic. Lineage: Eukaryota; Viridiplantae; Streptophyta; Magnoliopsida; Brassicales; Brassicaceae. Bases 391 to 1560 code for a protein of 389 amino acids. The record is from RefSeq and is a predicted model, not a curated record. The transcript has a single exon. Gene Ontology annotation, cellular component: chloroplast. Gene Ontology annotation, molecular function: double-stranded DNA binding. Gene Ontology annotation, biological process: regulation of DNA-templated transcription; chloroplast organization.
UAAUUUCUCUAGUUUCUUCUACCUCCCCAAAUUUUGAUUUUUGCCAUUUUGGGUCUGGCGUGUGGGUAGAUGGAGAACUCGAAUACUCAUCGAUUGUCACCGGCACUCGAUUUAUGAGUCACCACUGGACAUUUGUAAGUUUGGAGAAAUCUUGAGAAUUUAUCCUGUCGUCUUAUUUAUGAGCUCGAAUCGUUUCAAGCAUUUGGUGUUUCAGUGAAGAUUGUGCAAAAUGCUUCCUGCUUUUUCCAACUCGUUAUCUUCUUCUUGCGGUACUGAAAAGGGAACAACUUUACAGUCUCUUACCUCGUUGAUUCAUUCCUGAGAAUUUGUCCUGUGGGGUCUUCUUAUGAGCCAGAAUUUGUAAGCAUUUGGUAACCUCAUUGCGUUCUCAUGUAUACUACUCUGAUUCUCCAUGGAAGAAGGUCUCUCGUGUUACAGAAAUGGCGAAAUGGAUUCUCUGCUUUUUCCAAUUCCUUCUCCUCUGCUAGUGCGGUUGCAGAUGUGAGCCUUCCUCAAGAUGGUCGAAAAGAGAAGAUUUUUACAGUCUCUUACCUCGUUAAUUCAUUGGGUUUAACUAGGAAACUCGCAGAAUCGAUCUCGAGGAAAGUCAGCUCCGAGGGCAAGGGAGAUCCAGAUUCCAUUCUGAGUCUUCUUAGGAGUCAUGGGUUCACAGAUUCUCAGAUCUCCAGCAUCGUUAGCAUUUAUCCACGGUUGUUUAUAUUAGAUGCUGAGAAAUCUAUUGGUCCCAAGCUUGAGUUUCUGCAGUCCAGAGGAGCUUCAACCUCUGAGCUCACUGAGAUUCUUUCAAAAGUCCCUACAAUCUUGGCAAGGAAAGGGGAGAAAACUAUCAGCAUAUACUAUGAUUUCGUGAAAGAGAUCAUAGAAGCCGAUAAGAGCUCCAAGCAUGUAAAGUUGUGUCAUUCUUUGCCACAGGGUAGUAAGCAGGAGAACAAAAUCAGGAAUUUAUCGGUUUUGAGGGAAUUGGGCAUGCCUCAGAAGCUGUUAUUCUCUAUACUCAUCUCCGAUAACCGUAUCUGCUCUGGAAAAGAAAGAUUUGAAGAAUCUGUCAAGAAGGUUGUUGACAUGGGCUUUGAUCCGACAACCUUUACCUUUGUCGAAGCUCUACAGGCUGUUUAUACUAUGAGCGUCACAACGAUGGAAGCAAAAGUAAACGUUUAUAAAAGGUUAGGCUUUGAUGUGGAAGAUGUAUGGACAGUGUUCAAGAAGUGGCCAAAGUUUCUGGCACUCUCGGAGAAGAAUAUAGUAAACUCAUUUGAAACAUUUCUAGGGCUAGGAUUCAGCAGAGAUGAGUUUGUGAUGAUGGUCAAGCACUAUCCUCUUGUACUUGGAUUUAGCAUUGAGAAGAGGAUUGUACCAAGAUGUAACGUAAUCAAAGCUCUCAUUUCCAAAGGAUUGAUGGGAAGUGACCUCCCUUCAGUGUCGUAUGUCUUGACAUGGACAGAUAAUGUGUUCUUAGAAAGGUGUGUGAUGAAGCAUGAUGACAAGCAGCUGGUGACUGAGUUGAUGGCUAUCUUUACCACCAGAGAUCGUGUUUCAUAGAUUAGAAGGCUUGUCAAGGUUUGUUUUUUUUUUUUUUUUUUUCUUCUGUAAGUUUUUAGAUUUGUUGAUGAAUCCUAUGACGCCAAGAAUGGGAAGCAAAAUAAGGACUUUAUCUAUAAAUCUCUCAAACCCAAUUUAUACUUUUGCAAUCUGAAGUUGUCCCGGAUCCCAUCCGACUUGGAAAAUAAGAAAUAGUAACUUUGAAUUUUUACUU